GCUCAUAACGGAGUACGUGCUUAUAAUAUUUUCACCGGUUAUCAUUUGUAUCAUUUCUGUUAAUCUAGUCCCGUGUGCGAAUUCUUACUGCGCGGUAGCGUUCGGCAAAACAAAGGCGGGAUUCGUAGACGAUUAACGCAUCUUGGACGUUGAUAAAGAAAUGUUGGAAUACCGUGAUCUCUUGCCCAUCGUCUAGCGCCAUCUAUCGACCAAACAAGGCGAGAAAACGACACGGGGUGGGCAAACAAAUUGGCAACCAACAAAGCGUUAAAAUAUUUUUCAGCGCUGGAUGUGUCUUGUUUUAAAAAUAGUUAAAUGAUUAGAUUAAAUGAAGUGUGUGGAUUAGUGUGUCUGUCUACUGAAGUGGAUUACUAAUUCAUAUAGUGCGGGAAAUUAUAGUGAACAUAAAAUAACACUGAGUUCAAUGGCAUCGUCAUAAAUAACAGUCUGGGAUUCACUUGUUUGAAAAUAUUAAUAAUGAUUUGUGACUUCUAUUCUUGAUAAACUUAUAUUCAGCGUUUUCAUAUAUAAAACAAGGAUUAAAAACAGGAUUCCAGUGUUCUAUGAAUAUGUUCACACUCGGAAUAUGUACAUUCUUUCGAUAUGUAGUGAUUAUUAAUUAAGUUGAAAUGUGGGCUUUAUUAAUAAAUUAUCAAUAAUUAAAACGCGAACUUAAUCAUCGUGUCAUAUCAGACUUGAAAGUUUUCAAUUACUUUGUGCAUAAAAUAUUGUUCAGAUGUGCAUAUGCUUGGUUUGCAUAUAAUUGAAAACAAGCCGUGCGACAUUCAUGGGUUCAGCGUUCUCAUUUCGCCAAAUAUGACUUCAUAAUGCGUCUGCAGGUAUACCCCAAGCUGCGGAAGUGUUAGGAUGUCGUAACGAGAGUCACAUUGCAAAGAAGGAUUUCAGCGAGUGUCAAUCAAGCGCAGAGGCGGAGUCUAGUCGAUAGCGAGGCUGUAGUGCUGUGGAAUAUCAAACUGAACUGAUGCCAAACACAGUGUAAACAUACAAAAUGAAGUGGCGAGCAGCAACAAUUAUCAUUCUAGGGAUUUUAAACAUACUAAUUUUAUUACCAAAGGUAUUAUGCAGCGGAGUUUUUGAGCUCAACCUGUCAACGUUUAAUAAUUCUCGAGGCUUGGAUUACGAUGGAAAUUGCUGCAAUGGGGUCAUGGACUCCAGUAGCCCGGCCGCCGGGCCUAUCUGCACGCAGCCCUGUCACACGUUCUUUACGAUAUGUUUAACAAAUUACAUGGCGAAUAUCCCGCCGGAUUUAAGCAAGGCGAACUGCUUGUUUGGAUAUGUUUCAACGGAUGUGUUAGGAUCUAACGAUGUGAAUUUCCAAAAACUCACUGGAUUUAACAAUGUGAUUUCCUUCCAUUUCAAUUUCUCCUGGCCGGGAACGUUUUCCAUCAUAAUUGAAGCUUGGCACGAUGCAACCCUUAAGAACCCUGUUACAGGGAGCCCGAGGGAGCGGAUCUCGCGCCUGGCGGUCCAGAGGGAGCUGAAGGUGGGUCCGGAGUGGAGCAACUUCAUUCACAAGACCGACCGCACCCAGCUCGAAUACCGCUACCGCGUCACGUGCGAUGUCAAUUACUAUGACGCCGGGUGCUCGAAAUUGUGCCGACCACGUGACGACCAUUUCGGCCAUUACACGUGCGACUCCAAUGGGGAUAUCGUCUGCAUGACCGGAUGGACGGGCGCAUUCUGCGACCAAGCAAUCUGCUUGACCGGGUGCGAUCCAGAAAACGGUUACUGCAGCAGCCCCUAUGAAUGCAAGUGUCGCAGCGGAUGGGAGGGCGAGUUCUGCAAGGAGUGCAUCAAGUACCCCGGAUGUAAGAACGGCACGUGCACCAAACCCUGGGAGUGCAAUUGUGACGAGGGGUGGGGCGGCCUCUACUGUAACCAAGAUUUGAACUUCUGCACACACCACUCGCCGUGUCUCAACGGUGGCGUGUGCCAAAACACCGGAAGCGGAAGUUACACGUGCACGUGCCCGGAAGGGUUCAACGGCACGAACUGCGAGAGGGAGGUGGAUGAUUGCCUGUCGAGGCCGUGCCAGAACGGGGGCUCGUGCGUGGAUGUCGGCAAUGGUUACCAGUGUAACUGCCCGGUGUCGUAUACCGGCAAACGCUGUGACAUUCGCGCGGAGAGCUGCGAGAAGAACCCGUGCAAAAACGGCGCCACGUGCGUGGAAGGUCAAGGGUCAUAUUCGUGCCGAUGUCGUUCAGGCUUCACGGGCUACAAUUGCGACAUUGAUAUCAACGGCUGCGACCCAAACCCAUGCAGAAACAAUGGUCGGUGUAUCGACCAGGAGACCGAAUUUAAGUGUGUCUGUGAGCGGGGUUUCUCCGGAAGAGUCUGCGAGGUGAACGUGGACGAUUGCUCGAACAUGCCCUGUCGGAAUGGGGGCACUUGCCUGGAUCAGGUCAACGAUUUCGAGUGCCGCUGCGUUCCGGGGUUCGUCGGCGACCUGUGCGAGGUGAAUGUCGACGACUGCGAAACGCGUCCAUGUGCUUAUGGGGGUAUCUGCCACGACCUGGUGAACGACUUCAAUUGCACGUGCCGAACGGGCUAUACCGGCAAGUUCUGUACAAUCGUGAUUAACCCGUGUGACAGCAACCCUUGUCGGAACGGCGCCUCAUGCAGAGCGUCUUUUAAUACCUACGUGUGUGACUGUGUGCCUGGAUUCACGGGGAUAAACUGCCAGAAUAUUCCCGGGCAAAUUGUGACAACACUUCCGACGGCCCAGGACCCGACAACUGAGGACGUGCGAUCGACGACACUGCCUCCCGUUGCCGAAAGUCCUCAGCCAAUACGGGAGGAUGAGCCGGAGUUCACGACGACGCAGUUGCUGUUAAUUGUGUGCUUAGGUGUAGGCAUACCGCUAUUGGCUAUCAUUAUAGUCGUGACAAUUUUAUUGUGCCGCCGGCGGCGCCGGCCGUUAGAGACUCAAAAAGAGCAGGACGAUAACUUAAGAAAUUCCAUAAAUAAUAAGCUGAGGGAGUCAAAGAUUUUUACCACGGUCCCUCACAGCAGUUCAACAUUUUCCAAUUUAACUAGCAAAAUUUCCAAUGAAGACAAUGACUUGAACACUUUGAAAUCCUUUCGGAGACCUACGUCACAAAUAUACGUAGCAGACAAGCCAAUAAAUAAGCAGUUAAUAAAAAAUUACAACAAAGACUUGCAAGUGCAUACAAGGCACAGAGACUUAGAGAAAACCAGCAAGUGCUAUGAUAAAGAGAACACUUGUGUAACCAUUGAUCACACAUCAAAUUUAGAUAUCAGGGAUUACCAAAGUUCGCCAGAUAUCCACUUCAUCGACAAGCACAACAACAGAGAUAUUAUCAACAGAAACUCAUUAUUAAUACUGGAGCCCCAGUUGCACCAGGAACCGCACAGACACAGUAGUUACUAUGGCGACGACGUCCUGGCAACGGAAGUGUAGUGACGUCACAGACGAUUAGACAAUCUGUAUACACCCAAACUGCAAUAUAUUUAAAUUAUUUUGAAACACUUAAGUGUAUUUAUUGCUAUAGAGAUCUCUUAUGUUGACUUUUCGCGGAGCUACAUAUCUAGGUAACGUGGACGCCCGGUGUCGUCUGCUCUUUCAAUUGUGUCGUCUGCCAGGCCACUUCCGCUCGUGCCUUGUGUGCUGGACGUUUGGCUCACACGAGUGUUCUGGUGGCUUUCGAGGAGGAAAAUUCCAAAGAAAAAAAAUGGCAUCACCUUCUUCACAAAACCAAUUACAUAAACGGGGGAUUAAACACUGUCUCUGGGAGAUCAUACGUCCACGUGCUGUGUCACGUGACCGUCAUCAAAUGACGUCAUCAGUGACGUGUUUUUCUGCGUGUCAUACUGUCAUGGUACAUUACACAACAAAACUUUUCGCCAUUUUGUUGUACUGUACGAAAUGCUCGUUUGACCUAUGUAGUUAUAAACAUUCUGUUUGUUGUCUGGAACCGGUUAGUGGAUGUCUGUCCGAUCAUGCCCUCCAUUUAUCAAACAUAAUCACGUGAUCUGGAUUUCGCAAUCGACGUUCAAACAUAACUUUGCCAUAUCAACGUGCAGGGCGGUGAUUUAUGCAUAAUCAAGAAUAUUUUUAAUCGAAACCACCGUUUGCCUACGGGAACACAUGUGCUGUCAUCAAUCAUGUUGUAGAGGGGAAAACGAACAUUCAUUUUACCAUCAGUCAUAGUAGAAAUCCAUAAGUGCUCAAUUCCUUGAAGGGACAUUAACCUUGUGCAUAUAGACAUAAAUGAAACUCUGGUUGGGUAUAUGAUAAAGGGUGGAAUGGAGUAACAAUGGGUUGUGUAUUAUAGUGCUUUUGUGUGCAAUUUGCCAUUUGUUAAGAUCAUGUGACCAGUCAACUUUGAAUAAUUUGUGUAGCAAAUGCUCGAGUACAAGUACACCUUGCUUUUGUUGUGUGUGGAAUCUGGUCCUUACAUAUUGUGUAUAUACUAUAGUACGAAACCGUUUUGUCACCAUGGGAACACAAUCGCAGAUGUAAAUUCAUUAUUGAUGUUUGUGAAAAUUAAUGAUCCUUUUUGUGUAGACUGUGCGGUCGUAUUUGCCUCGACUUCUAACAGAGCAUAUGCGUCGCGUUCUAAGAAAACUGGGCAUAAUGCAUGUGCGUAAAGUGUCACCCCAGAUUAGCAUGUGCAGUCCGCACAGGCUAAUCAGGGACGACACUUUUAUGACAUUUGUUGUUUAAAUGCACAUAUCCAAUUAAGGCGGAUAGCGUCGUCCCUGAUUAGCAUGUGCGGACUGCACAGGCUUAUCUGGGACGACACUUUACACACAUGCAUUAUGCCCAGUUUUCUCAGAACACGACUCCUAUUAUGAUCUAGUCUUGAAUUGCAAGUUCAAGGUUUUACCUAUCCAAAGUCUCGGAACGGUGAUUCGAAGUUCAAAUGUGUAUUUUUUUUAAUAGUUUUGAGUGCUUGCUUAUAUUUUUGAUAUAUUUUGGUAUAUGUUGUCAGUAUUUUGUGCCUUUUCAUGUCUUGUGCAAGUGCCACAAACUUAAAAUCAACAUCAAUAUUGACAUAACUAUGGUUUGAUUGCUAACAUUUCCUCUGGGAUAGAUUAUAAUAGGUUAAAAACCCAUAUAUUUAAAAAAAGAGUUAUCAUUUUCUUGACAAAGCGAAGGUAAACACUUGUUCAAGACAUGACAAGCGCGCAUGCAAGCAAUAGGGCAUGUUUAAUAUGUAUCAAAAUUGUUACAUCAGUAUGGUCGAAGUAAGACCGUUGUUAAAUCGGUGAAAUCAAUGUACUAACUGGAAACUGGUUUAAAUUAUUUUUUACAUGUUUUUUGCCCAAUUUAAUCAAUUUGUAUAUUUUGAAUAAUUAUUUAUUUAAUUUAUGCUUGAAUUUUGAAAUUCGUAUUUAUUGCUGUAAAUGUACUAGCAUUUGAAUCCUUCGAAUUUUUCUGAAAAUGUUAGUAUUGCGCAUGAUACUUGUACGUCUAAAUCGAAAACAUUACACCAAAUGGUGAGGAACUACUUAAGCACAAAUUUAAUGUACUGCUUUAUGGCACAGCGGAAGAAUACAGUCACGUGGACAGCCAUCUUAUAUCUCCCGUCAUUCCAUUUCAUUCGGGCAUUGCCCGUUAAAAUUUUCGUCUAAAUCAAGUUUCGUGUAGCUAAUAUUUUGUAAACGUCACAAUUUAGUCAUGUUUGUGUUAUUGUGUUGUUGUUAUUCAUCAUCAACUCAUCUCUGUCUUUUGUCUGGCUUUCUGUCAUUCAUAUUGUUUUGCAUACUAUUUUCUUCCCAUGAAAGAUUUCACGAACGAUUAUAAAUAUUGUGUUACCAGUCAUGAUCGAUUUUUUGCGGUAUUUGUUUUUCUUUGAUGUGUCGGCAUUUUGUUUUUCAUGUUCACAGUAAGGAAUACAUAAUCAGCAGUUUUACUAUAUUUUUAAGUGUGACAGUUUAAAUUGUGUUUUUUUUCACUCGUUUUGUUACAUUUUAUAAUUCGUUUUAAAUAAUUUUUAAUUUGGUUAUUCUAGAUUUGUUAAUUUACGUUGUUUGAAUCUUUCGUUCGUUUUAUUGAGUUAUUAAUUUUCCGAAAACUUCGGUAAAAAAUAACAAUUUAAAUUAUACAAAACUGAAGCUAAUCAGUAAAAAUAAAGAUAUAUUAGGAUAUAUUUAUUAAAAUAUUAACCCAUUUAUGCCUAGCGUCUAGAAAAAAGGCCUUGGCAGGGUCUGCGCUGUUUGCUUAAAGGAAUUUCUUUAAGAAAUAUUCUUAAUAUUGAAAUAAAUAUACUAGACAUCCCUCAUUUUUUAAAUAAAUUGAUCCAAUUUAGAAGGAUUGGAGAGUCCACUAGGCAUAAAUGGGUUAAAACAAUAUUUUCUUUUGUAAACUUACUCAAAACUUGUUUUGUUUUCGACUCAGCGUCUCAGCAGUGAUAAACAUAGAUGGUUGUUAAUUUUUGUUUAUGAUUAUGUUGGUUUAAUUAAGAAUUCCUUUAUUUUAACAAGUUUAAGAUUCCGCUUCCAAAGUUAAAGAUUUAGUGAAGCAUUUUGCUAUAAAAAGCGAACAUAACACAGCUUAUUAAGCGCCCAAUUGUCGGGAAUCGUGAAUCACAUCAUGCCGUCAUACUUGUGACGUCACACACACAAUACCCGCCACGGGACGCCGUGUUGAGCCGCCUGUGAUGUCAGUGUAUAUAAUUAUUGUAUUUAUAGAAUUAUGUUCCACAUGUAUAUAACUGUUACUGUUCUUCUGGUAUUUCACAAUAUCAUAAAAUUAAAUAAAACAAGUCA
Molecule: messenger RNA, 6756 nt
Organism: Dreissena polymorpha
Lineage: Eukaryota; Metazoa; Mollusca; Bivalvia; Myida; Dreissenidae
Product: delta-like protein 1
Exons: 12
Coding region: 1010-3442 (810 amino acids)
Biological process (GO): Notch signaling pathway; cell communication; multicellular organism development
Cellular component (GO): membrane
Molecular function (GO): calcium ion binding
Source: RefSeq, a predicted model, not a curated record